Messenger RNA from Aspergillus versicolor CBS 583.65, 786 nucleotides. Its product is annotated as dienelactone hydrolase family protein. The transcript is spliced from 6 exons. Bases 1 to 786 code for a protein of 261 amino acids. NCBI's taxonomy places the organism in Eukaryota, Fungi, Ascomycota, Eurotiomycetes, Eurotiales, Aspergillaceae. The record is from RefSeq and is a predicted model, not a curated record. Gene Ontology annotation, molecular function: hydrolase activity.
AUGGCAACAUUGGAAGAUCCUGUUCUAGCCAAGCCAGCUGAGCGUUGCUGCCUCAAAGGUUCCAUCCAUUCUGGAGAGCCAGCAGGCAAAGUCGUGCAGAUGGGCGGCGUAGACACCUAUGUGGCCACGCCGGACGCAAAGAUAGCCAACGGACAUGUGCUCCUCUUCUUCCCGGACGUUUUUGGCCUGCACAUCAACAAUUUCCUGACGAUGGAUGCGUUUGCCGCUGGUGGGUACCUGACGUUGGGCGUCGAUUAUUUCGCCGGGGACCCGAUGUGGAAGCAUUCUGAGAAUCCGUUGAAUGAUCCCAACUUCGACUUUCAAGGUUGGAAGAACAAGCACAUGAGAUCCGCCGACGGCAUUGCUGCGAAGUGGGUAAAGGACGUCGAAGCAACGUAUGGAAACAACGGCAAAGUGAAAUUUGUCUGUGCAGGGCAUUGCUGGGGAGCUCGGUUCGUCUGUACCCAGCUUUCUAAAGAUGGGUUCUGCAAGGUUGGUGCCAUCGCCCAUCCGGCAUUCAUGAACGAAAGCCAUGUAUUCAACAUUGAGGCGCCUAUUCUGUUCUCGGUGCCAAACACAGAUGGCCUCUUUAUGCCUGAGCAACGCAGCAGGGCAGUCGAGAUUAUGACGGACGGGAAGAAAAGGUUCAAUAUGCAGAUUUUCUCUGAUGUUGGACAUGGAUUUGCUUCACGGGCGUUUCUGUCCGAUCCAUAUGAGAAAUGGGCCAAAGAGCAGAGUUUCAAGAGCUUUAUCGAGUGGUUCGAUCUUUGGCUCUCAGUGGCGUAG